AUGCGCUUCACCCAAGUUCUGGCAGCUGCCCUCUGCCUGGGCGCCACUAAAGCUGCCCUGAGCCCCCUCGACAGAGCUCGCAAGGUCCUAGGAAACCAACAUGCUUUCGACAAACGAGAUGCUACACAACCCCUUGGUGACGCGGCAAAGGCCCCCAAACAUUUGACCAAGAAAUCGAAAACCAAUACUCCGGCUGGAAACUCUAGCUUGUUCUUCUGGUACUUCCCGUCAGAAAAUCCAGCUGCUAAAAACGAAAUCACCAUUUGGCUCAAUGGUGGCCCAGGAUGCAGCUCUAUGAUCGGGCUUCUUCAGGAGAACGGGCCCUUCAUGUGGCAGCCUGGCACUGAUGGCCCGGUUCCAAACCCUUACGCCUGGUCUAAGCUGACCAACGUGGUAUGGAUUGACCAGCCUGCUGGAACUGGCUUUUCCCCUGGCCCACCUACCGUCAAGGAUGAGGUCGACGUUGCAAACCAGUUCAGUGACUUCUGGAAGAGGUUCAUGGACACCUUUGAACUCAACCACAGUGAUGUCUACCUCGCUGGCGAGAGCUAUGCUGGUCAAUAUAUUCCUUACAUUGCUAGCGAGAUGUUGGACAGGAAGGACACCGAGUACUUCAAUGUCCAGGGUAUUACUAUCAUUGACCCUUCCAUUGGCGCCACUAAAGUCAUAAUCGAUGCCCCAUCUGUUCCAGCAAUGCACCGCUUCAACAACGUUCUCAGCUUGAAUGAGACGUUUGUCAGCGAUAUUACGAAGAAAUGGGAGGGUUGCGGAUAUAAGAAAUUUAUGGAAGAUGCUUUGAAAUUCCCUCCAGCUGGCCUACUCGCUCUACCUGAAGAGUCUGAAGGCUGUGACGUCUGGGACGAAAUCAUCGCCGCUGUGAAGGCCGUCAACCCAUGCUUCAAUAUCUACCACCUCAAGGAUAACUGCCCAACCCCGUCCAACGUUAUGAACGGACCAAAUAACUUCUUCAACAACAAGCAUAUCCAAGAAGCACUCCACGCCCACCCAACCGACUACCGUCUUUGCGGAGAGUCUGAAAUCUUUGGCCCCCUCCGUAACGAUAGGUCUGUCCCCAGCUCCUAUGGCCCAUUGGCCAGCGUCGUUGAAAGGACAAACAACACCAUCAUCGCCCACGGUGAUCUUGACUUCCUUCUUUUCACUGAGGGCAGUUUGGCCUCUAUCCAAAACAUGACCUGGGGCGGUCUCCAGGGCUUCCAGGAAGAGCCAUCUAACCAGUUCUAUGUUCCAUACGAUGAGGAAACCCACACUGGUGGCGCUGGAAAUGUUGGAAAAACCCAUACUGAGCGUGGUCUCACAUGGGCCACUGUUGAUCUCGCUGGACAUGAAAUCCCACAGUACGCUCCUAGCGCUGGAUACCGACUCCUUGAGUUCAUGCUCGGAAGAGUCAAGAGCUUGACUGAGACCAACUAG
Arthroderma uncinatum is the source of this 1431-nucleotide messenger RNA. RefSeq lists its product as uncharacterized. Gene Ontology annotation, biological process: proteolysis. The transcript is spliced from 4 exons. Gene Ontology annotation, molecular function: serine-type carboxypeptidase activity. The coding region runs from base 1 to 1431 and encodes 476 amino acids. The record is from RefSeq and is a predicted model, not a curated record. Lineage: Eukaryota; Fungi; Ascomycota; Eurotiomycetes; Onygenales; Arthrodermataceae.